UGUCCUCCCGCUUCUUCAAAGCAUUCGAAAGUUAUGUGUGUGUAUAUAUACAAUAUAUAUAGUGGUUGUAUGUAUUCGAUUCAGGUAAGGAGUACUAAUCGAUCUCUCGCUUGAGUCGCUUGCCAAAACCCAGAGAGCCCAAGUAAGCACAGAAAGACAGAGUGGAGAGAGAAAGUUCAGAGAGAGAGAAACCCUAGUAGCUCUGGUUCCUUCCUCUGGGUAGCAUCGGAAGUUUAUCGGAUUUUAAAAUAAGUUCAGGAAAAAAUGGCCAUGGAGAUCACUCAAAUUCUGUUAUCCGCUCAAUCAAUGGAUGCAAAGGUCCGGACCGAUGCAGAGGGUAACCUUAGGCAGUUCCAAGAGCAAAACUUACCAUCUUUUCUUCUAUCCUUGUCAUUUGAGCUCGCGAACAAUGACAAACCGAUUGAAUCCCGAAGAUUGGCUGGUAUUAUGCUAAAAAAUUCAUUAGAUGCUAAAGAUGCUGUUCGGAAGGAAAAUCUCGUUCAACAGUGGGUGGCAAUUGGCAUUUCUAUCAAAUCCCAGAUCAAAGACCUGCUUUUGAGGACACUUGGGUCUUCCGUGUCUGAGGCAAGGCACACUUCUGCCCAAGUGAUUGCCAAAAUUGCUUCGAUUGAAAUUCCUCGGAAGGAGUGGCCUGAACUCAUUGGAUCGCUGCUUGUGAAUAUGACCCAGCAAGAUGGGCCUUCUUCACUUAAACAGGCAACCUUGGAAACUCUUGGAUAUGUUUGUGAGGAGAUAUCUCACCAGGAUCUUGUGCAGGAUGAAGUUAACUCUGUCCUCACUGCUGUUGUCCAGGGCAUGAAUGUUACUGAGCACAGCACUGAAGUCCGCCUUGCAGCAACUAGGGCUUUAAAUAAUGCCCUUAUUUUUGCGCAGACCAAUUUUGAGAAUGAGAUGGAGCGGAAUUACAUUAUGAAGAUGGUCUGUGAGACAUCCAUGGCAAAAGAGGCAGAGAUUAGACAAGCAGCUCUCGAAUGCCUUGUUUCAAUAGCAUCAACAUACUAUGAAGUGCUUGAACCUUAUAUGCAGACCAUCUUUGAGCUUACCUCAACUGCCGUUAAAGGUGAUGAAGAGGUUGUUGCCCUUCAAGCAAUUGAGUUCUGGAGCUCCAUCUGUGAUGAGGAGAUAGAGCUUCAAGACUUUGAGGUCCCUGAGAGUGGGGAUUCUGACCCUCCGCAUUCACGCUUUAUUGAAAAGGCUUUAUCAUCUUUAGUCCCUUUGCUGCUAGAGACUUUACUGAAGCAGGAAGAGGAUCAGGAUCAGGAAGAUGGGAUUUGGAAUUUGUCAAUGGCUGGUGGUACAUGUCUAGGUCUUGUUGCUAGGACUGUUGGGGAUGCAGUCGUGCCCCUUGUGAUGCCUUUUGUGGAGGCUAAUAUAUUGAAGACAGAUUGGCGAUCUCGUGAGGCGGCCACAUAUGCAUUCGGUUCAAUCCUUGAAGGCCCGAGCAUCGAGAAGCUCUCCCCAAUGGUCCAUGCAGGCUUGGAUUUUCUGCUUAAUGCAAUGAAGGAUGAAAAUAGCCAUGUGAAGGACACAACUGCUUGGACUCUUAGUCGUAUUUUUGAGUUAUUGCACACUCCAUCAAAUGGGUUUUCUGUAAUUUCUCCUGCCAACUUCCAACGGGUUGUGGGGGUUUUGUUGGAUGGCAUUAAGGAUGCGCCCCAUGUCGCUGAGAAGGUCUGUGGAGCUAUUUAUUACCUUGCACAAGGGUAUGAGGAUGCUGGUACAAGCUCCUCUCUCCUCACUCCAUACCUUCCAGACAUUAUAACUUGUCUUAUUGCAACUGCUGAUCGAACAGAUUGUAGUGACUCCAAGCUCAGGUCUUCUGGAUAUGAAACCUUGAAUGAGGUGGUUAGGUGUUCCAAUCUCACAGAAACAUCUCAUAUCAUAACACAACUUCUACCUGUCAUCAUGAAUAAGUUAGGGCAGACUGUAGAGCUUCAGAUUGUUUCAUCGGAUGAUAGGGAAAAGCAAGGAGAUCUGCAAGCUCUUCUUUGUGGAGUUCUCCAGGUAAUCAUCCAGAAACUUAGCAGUACUGAUGAGACAAAACCCAUAAUUCUUCAGGCUGCCGAUCAGAUUAUGAUAUUGUUGCUCAAGGUUUUUGCUUGCCGUAGCUCUACAGUGCAUGAAGAAGCAAUGCUUACUAUUGGUGCUCUGGCUUAUGCCACUGGACCAGAGUUUGGAAAGUAUAUGCAAGAGUUUUACAAGUAUCUGGAGAUGGGUUUACAGAAUUUUGAAGAAUAUCAGGUCUGUGCUAUCUCAGUUGGGGUGGUUGGUGACAUUUGCCGUGCUUUGGAUGACAAGGUCUUACCAUACUGUGAUGGAAUUAUGACGCACCUUCUCAAGGAUCUUUCCAGUGGCGAACUUCACCGGUCUGUUAAACCUCCAAUAUUCUCAUGCUUUGGGGAUGUUGCUCUUGCGAUUGGAGAACACUUUGAGAAGUACCUUCCUUAUGCAAUACCAAUGAUGCAAGGAGCUGCUGAGGUCUGUGCCCAGAUGGACAACAAUGACGAAGAGAUGGUGGAAUAUGGUAACCAGCUCAGGCGUAGCAUUUUUGAAGCUUAUUCUGGAAUUCUUCAGGGAUUUAAGAAUUCAAAGCCUGAUUUGAUGCUGCCUCAUGCUACUCAUCUCUUGCAGUUCAUAGAAGUAGUUUCCAGAGAUGAACAAAGGGAGGAGAGUGUGACAAAAGCAGCAGUCGCAGCAUUGGGCGACCUUGCAGAUGCACUCGGUUCAAAUGUAAAGAUCCUAUUCAAAGACCGUGUGUUCUGUACUGAGUUAUUGGGUGAGUGUUUUCAAUCUGAUGAUGAACAGCUCAAGGAGACAGCAGCCUGGACCCAAGGGAUGAUUGGGCGUGUAUUUUCCGUGUGAAUAGAAGAUGUUAUAUCUUACCUGUGGAUGGUCUUUGUUUAUGAAAUGGGUUAAACUUUUUCUUUGUUUUGAUAGAGAUCAAGGGUGCCGAGGUACUAAAUGAGAGUUGAGGUCAUACAUCCUUGUUGUCUUUUGUAUUGCAGGUAUAAGUUUCAGAAUUUCUGAAAUGUUUUAUAUAUAUCUGCUUUGUAGUGGGAUGGAAAGGUUCUUGUUAGCUUUGGCAUUGAGGCCGUUAGAUAGAGGGGGUGAGCUGCUAUUCUUAUGGAACUCUGCUUAAUUUUAUGCAUCCAGUAAUCAUUGGAUUGUUUGGUUA
Cornus florida is the source of this 3196-nucleotide messenger RNA. RefSeq names its product importin subunit beta-1-like. Gene Ontology annotation, cellular component: nucleus; cytoplasm. The record is from RefSeq and is a predicted model, not a curated record. Gene Ontology annotation, molecular function: small GTPase binding; nuclear import signal receptor activity. Lineage: Eukaryota; Viridiplantae; Streptophyta; Magnoliopsida; Cornales; Cornaceae. Gene Ontology annotation, biological process: protein import into nucleus. The transcript has 3 exons. The coding region runs from base 265 to 2883 and encodes 872 amino acids.